Amphimedon queenslandica is the source of this 4243-nucleotide messenger RNA. Its product is annotated as multidrug resistance-associated protein 4-like. The record is from RefSeq and is a predicted model, not a curated record. Gene Ontology annotation, biological process: transmembrane transport. Gene Ontology annotation, cellular component: membrane. Lineage: Eukaryota; Metazoa; Porifera; Demospongiae; Haplosclerida; Niphatidae. Gene Ontology annotation, molecular function: ABC-type transporter activity; ATP binding; ATP hydrolysis activity. The coding region runs from base 28 to 4119 and encodes 1363 amino acids. The transcript is spliced from 31 exons.
CUCCCCUUUACACUCAUCAUUAUCAUCAUGGCCACCAACUCUGCCAAGGCUGAUUCUCCUAGAGCUGAUAAUGGAUCAAAAUGGACUCCUCAAAUGGCUACCCUUCCAAAUUCCAAAGACUAUCGUCGGAAAGUGAAAUAUAAUCUAUUGUUUAGGACAUUCUUUUGUUGGGUGGACCCACUCUUCUGGCUUGGAUGUAGACGUAGUUUAGAUUUCAGUGAUUUGUAUAAGCAUCCACCUGAGGCUGACUCCAGACUCGUUUUAGACAAUUUUAAUAAGUAUUGGUCAAUGGAAUUGCAAAGAAAGAAAGAUGGCCGUACACCAAGAUUACUUGUUGCAUGGCUGAAGUGCACCUGGUGGAGGGUUUGCAUACAAGGACUCUUACUAUUUUUAGAGGUUUGUGGCAUGGUAGCAUUGUCAGAGUUAUUGGGCUCCUUGACAGACUAUUUUGUAAUUGAAUCCCCUACAUCAGUGGAUACUAGAAAUGCCUAUCUCUUUGCAAUGGGACUCGGUCUAGUCUCACUGGCCAUCAUGUUUUUUCAUGGAAUGAACUUCCAUCAAGGUUUCCUCAUUGGUUUGCUGACAAAGAUAAUGUUUAGCAGUGCCAUUUAUCAGAAAACACUGUCUCUGAGCCAGACUACCGUAGGUCAAAAGACCAUCGGCCAUAUUGUUAAUCUAGCAUCAAAUGAUAUACAGAAGUUUGAAGUAGCAUUUGCUAUGUAUCAUUUUUUAUGGAUUGGUCCAAUACAUGUGGUAGUAGUUACCUAUUUGUUGUAUCUUGAGGUUGAGUGGACUGCUUUCAUUGUGACACUGCUCCUUGUCCUACAGAUUCCAUUACAAAUGACUCUUUUAUAUUUUUAUUCCAAAUUGAGAUUUAAGGCUACCAGAUUAACUGAUAGAAGAGUGAAGGUCAUGAAUGAGGUUAUCAGUGGAAUCAGAGUCAUUAAGAUGUAUGCAUGGGAAUAUGCUUUCAGUAAUGUAGUCUCAGCAAUUAGAAAAUCAGAGAUUUUUAUGAUGUUCAAAUAUUUCAUGUUUUUUGCCAUCAGCAACUUUUACAAGUCGAUAUCCAUCACCCUAAGCAUGUUCCUGGUCUUCUCUGUUUAUGUCAAUAUAUCAGACGAAGGGCUGACCCCUAGGAAGGUUUUUGUUUCGCUGUCCUUGAUAACGUUUGUUCGUUUUACGUCAAUCCACUUCUUUAUCCUGUGCAUGCACGUACUAGCUAUUGCAAGGGUCUCCUGGAUAAGAAUUGGAAACUUUUUAGUUUUGGAUGAUCUUCCCACUGCUACUGAAGAUGAGUCUACCAGCACUACUAGUAAUGGAGAUAAGGAUUCUGCUGGCAUUGCAAAUGGUGAUAUAAGCCUCAAACCAGUUUCAACGUCUACUACUGAUGAUGUUAUGGUGCAGGAUUUAACUGCUUCUUGGUCUAUGGAUAGCAACAAAUUAACAUUAAGAAAUAUAUCAUUUACCGUCAAUAAAGAAAAACCAUUGUUGGCUGUUGUUGGCAGUGUAGGUUGUGGCAAGUCUACUCUUCUUCAGUGUCUAUUGAAAGAGCUACCUGCUUUGAGUGGUACAGCAAUGAUUAAAGGAUCAGUUGGGUAUGCUAGUCAAGAAGCAUGGGUGUUCUCAGCUACACUGAGAGACAAUAUACUCUUUGGUUUACCGUAUGAUCCUGACAAAUAUCAGUCUGUGAUAGAAGCAUGUGCUCUUGAGAAAGAUAUUGAGCUACUGCCUGAAGGUGAUUUUACUCUAGUAGGAGAGAGAGGAGUGACUCUCAGUGGAGGACAGAAAGCUAGAGUGAAUCUAGCCAGGGCAGUCUAUCGUCAAGCUGAUAUUUAUCUUCUUGAUGAUCCUCUGAGUGCAGUAGAUGCUGCAGUCAGUAGGCAUCUUUUUGAGAAGUGUAUUCGUGGAAUAUUAUCAGACAAGAUUGUUAUACUAGUAACUCAUCAAGUACAAUAUCUUGAACGAUGUGAUGCUAUACUUGGACUGAAGGAGGGCUCUGUGUUAGUAUAUGGUGAUGCAUUGGAUAUUCUCAAAGAAGACAGUGGUAUUUAUGAGCUACUGGCUGACGACGAUAACAAAGACUCUGACGAUGGAUUGAAAGUCAGAAAGCAAAGCAUUGCAUAUACUGGCUUGGAGGCACAGACAGGAUUUCAGCGUAAAAUGGACAAUGUCAAGGAAGAAGAUGAAGAGAAUGAAGGAGUGGUUGAUGAUGUGAAGCCAGAUGGCAUUGAAAAACAACUAUCAGAAGAUACAGAAGUUGUUCAUAAAGUUUCAGUACCUGCCGAGGAACGUGCUCAUGGCACAAUAUCACUAAAGACAUAUGUCAAUUACUUUGUUGCCGGUGGAGGAUAUGCUUUUAAUUUUAUUAUUUUAUCCCUGUUCAUUCUAACAGAGGCUAAUCUUGUUGUUGCUGAUUGGUGGAUAUCUGAUUGGGCUGACUGUGAAUCAGAAGCUGGUCUCAAUAGAUCUACUUGUUUACUGUCUGACAACGAACGUAUUGGAAUAUUUGGAGGACUUGUAGGAUCAUUGUCAAUAUUUACAGCAUUUAGAGCAGUUCUUUUCUAUGUUCUAAUGUUGAAUGCUUCAAGAGUUGUUCAUAAUAGGAUGUUUGCUAGAGUGUUGAGAGCUCCAAUUUUGUUCUUUGAUACUAAUCCAAUAGGUCGUGUAUUGAAUCGAUUUUCUAAAGAUGUUGAGUUCCUUGAUGAAAGAUUAGUUAUUAUAUUUUUGGAAUACUUAAUUAUUCUCACUCGUUUCUUUGCUGCAAUGUUCACAGCCUCCGUAGCUAAUCCAUAUGUCCUGAUAGUCGUUGCUGCUUUGUUUGUCACCUCUCUGGCAUUUCGCUGGUAUUAUCUAAAAACUGCAAGAGAUAUUAAGCGAUUGGAAGCAUUGUCUCGUAGUCCUAUAUACUCUCAUCUCUCACUAACACUGCAAGGACUCCCUACCAUAAGAUCUUACUCAAUGCAAAGUGAAGCUAUGAAUCACUUCCAUACGUAUCAGAAUCACAACACUCAAGCCAAUUAUCUUUACAUUGUAACUACAAGGUGGUUUGGUAUGAGGAUUGACAUCAUUAGUUCUUUGUUCAUAGCAAUAGUAGCUUUGUCUUCUGUACCUUUGUCAGCUACUCUCAAUGCUGGUUUAGUUGGUCUAGCAUUAACUUAUGCUAUCUCAUUGAAUGGAACAUUUCAGUUUUGUGUAAGACAAAGUGCUGAAGUUGAGGCUCUGAUGGUGUCAGCUGAACGAGUGAUGGCUUAUGGUAUGCUAGACACUGAGGCAUCUUUGGAAACUGAACCUUCGGUGAAAUUGAGUUCAGACUGGCCAACCAAAGGACACAUUGAGCUAAGCAAUGUUUCCUAUCGUCAUUCAAAUGAAGGACCACUUGUACUUAGAGGAAUUACAUGCGACAUUAAACCAAGCGAAAAAAUUGGUAUUGUGGGUCGUACUGGAGCUGGUAAGUCAUCUCUCAUUGGAGCAUUGUUCAGACUAGCUGAACCAACUGGUAGCAUUAAAAUUGAUGGAGUAGAAACCACUCAAUUGGGCCUUCAUGAUGUUAGGAGCAAUAUGUCUAUCAUACCACAAGAUCCUGUGCUUUUUGGAGCAUCAGUACGCUACAACCUUGAUCCAUUCCAACAAUAUGAUGAUGAUAGAAUAUGGAGGACUUUAGAACAAGUUCAGUUGAAGAGUGCAGUGGAGGAACUAGAAGGAGGAUUAGAGAGUUUAGUGAGUGAAGGAGGAGGUAACUUAAGCGUGGGACAGAGACAGUUGUUCUGUUUGGCGAGAGCUCUCCUUCAGAGUAACACUAUCCUGAUAUUAGAUGAAGCCACUGCUAAUGUAGACAUGGAGACUGAUGCUAUCAUUCAACAAGUGAUACGUGAACAGUUCUCUAAUUGUACUGUACUAACUAUAGCUCAUAGACUGGAUACUGUCAUGGACUCUGACAGGAUUAUGAUACUGAGAUCAGGUGAACUGGUAGAGUUUGAUGUACCUCAUAUACUCCUCAGUCAAUCAUCAUCAUAUCUCAGUAAACUAGUGGAGCAGACUGGACCUAACAAUGCUGAAAGAUUGAGGAAUAUUGCUCUAGAGUCUUAUAAUAAUAGUAACAACAAGAGCACAUGUUUGUAAUUAUUGUAAUUUUUACUCUUUAUUGAUUAAUGCUGCACAGAUAAUUGUGACGUUUUAUUAAUUUUAUAUUUAUAUUUUAUUUUACAAAAUGGAUGAAUCAUGCUGUGCUACACUUCAUAAUUUA